GGAAGACCCCAGCAGCCCAGCGCAACUAAGGAAGGAUUCAGGGUCACCUGAUUCAGCCCGUCAUAAGCCUUCAUGGGGACCCGAUCUGGGCAGUGUCAAACUGCUCUGGCCAGGUGGACCUGUCCUUACACAGAUACAGAACCCGCAUACAGAUCUGGCACAAAGUCAAACAGGCACAUAUAAGGCAAGGAGUCUUUUAAAGGUCAGCUCCAUUGCAUCUCUUAGAGAGGGCAUGGUGUACCCUUAGCCAAAAUGCCUGGCAAGAAAGACCCCAAAAAGGACGCAAAGAAGGGUGGAAAACCUGAACCAGAGAAAAAGAAGGAGGAGGAAAAGAAAGGCAAGGAUGACAAAAAGGGAGGGAAGGAUGACAAAAAGGGAGGGAAGGACGACAAGAAAGCCAGCAAGGAUGAUAAGAAAGGUGGAAAGGAUGAUAAAAAGGGUGGGAAGAAGGGAAAAGAGGAACCGCCCAAGGGGAAAGAUGAUGGAAAGAAAGGAAAAGACAAAGGGAAAGGCAAGAAAGUGGAGUCUGAGGAGGAAGAGGAGGAGCUCCUGAGCGAUGAAGAGGAUGAAGACUUCAGUGAUGAAGAGGAUGAUGAGGAAGACUCAGAGGAUGAUAGGAGAGGGAAGGGGCGAGGAGGCAGGGGAGCUAAAGGAAAGAAAGUGGGGAAGUCUAGACGUGUUGAAGACUCAGAGGAGGAUGAUGAUGAGGAUGAAGAUGAAGAUGAUGAGGAAGACGAGGAUGAUGAGGAUUAUGGGAAAUCCAAAAAAAAAUCCAAGGACGAUCGCCAUCAUAAAGGAGGGAAAUCCGAUGCUGACGCAAAGAAGAAAAAGGGCAAAAAGAAAGAGGAAACACCACAACUUCCAGUGAAAGAAAUCCCAAGGAAAGGUCUGAAGAACAUGUCCAGGAUGUUCAUGAAGUUUUCAGGCUUCAAGCGACGCAGGAACAGCAGGAAGAAGCUUAAAAGUACUUCACGUUUAUUCCUGGGUUUGGGGAAGAGAAAGACGCGAAUUGCUAAGAAGAAACGUCGGAAGUCCAUGCUGAAGAACACCUCUCGAUUCAUGAUGAGAUUCAAGGCCAGCAAAAAGAGGAAAAAGGAGAAAGAGGACAAAGAGAAGGCAAAUGGUGGGAAGAAGCCAACCUAUAUGCUGCUUCGCCUAGGAGGGAACAACUCCAAUGAGAAGAAAAGGGGCUUCUUCAAAGGCUUAUUUGGGAAAAAGGACGGUGAUGGGCCUGUUGACGACUUCAAGAACAGAAGUCUACUGCUGGGGAAGGUUGCAGCGGCAACUAACUGGCUGACCAAACGCUUCCUGUCCACCAAAAUGCGGGAAAAUUCGGGACAGCAUGGCUGGCAAGGGCAUAGAGCUCACAGUCGGCAAGCCAGCUCCAGACGUUAUCUCCAGGGUUACCAAAACAAUGGUUAUGAGCAUGACGAAGAUGUGUACGGAUACCAGAAAGUAUAUGAAGGGUAUGAUGACGGUUAUGAAGAUGAGGCAGCGUAUGGAAAUCAUGGUCACUAUGGUUACUAUGACAAUGACAAUGGGGCCGGGGGAGCAGGAUAUCAUGACCUUGGUUACUAUGAGGAUGAAGGAUUCAGUGAUCCAAAUGCAGAAUAUUAUCCUGGUGUUCUUUAUGAUGAGAGCAUGGGGGAUUAUUAUAACCCUUAUUCCUCUGCUGAUUACUAUGCUUACGAGCAGCAGCAGGCAAUGUAUGGUGAUGAGGGUCUGGACUACUAUGCACUAAUGGGUGAGGACCAUGUGUAUGGAGGAGAGGUGGAUGGGUUCCUUGACCCUCAGACUCAGGGCUAUUACGAUGAAAAUAAUCAGGGAGUUUACUAUGGUGGUGAACAAGUGGGCUAUUAUGACAUUGGACAGGCAGGUUAUUAUGAGAACCCUUAUGUAUCAUCUAUGGGAAUGCAAGGUGGAUUCGCGCAGGACUAUCAACUUACCUAUACUGAUGCUGGCAUGCCAUACCAAGACUUCAGCUCCCAGCAGGCAAUUGGAUUCCCUCCAGGAGGCCAACAGGUGUUUGGGUUUGGAGACCAAGUUGUAGGUCAAGGACAGGACCUGUAUGGAAACCAGAAUGUUGGCCAGAUGGAUCAGUAUGGAUAUGAUAGCAGUUUAGUUCAAGGGGGGGAGAUGACGUUUAGAGUUCCCAGACCUCAAGUGCGCCUUUUCGGGAAAGAACGUCUAGAUGUUACCUUGCCUCCUCCACCAACUUUGCCGCCUGAUCCAGAAUUUGAAGACAUGUCAGAAAUCCAGUACGAAGACCAGAUUCCUCUCGCGCCAGGUCAGCCUGGUGGCAUGAUGUCAUUACAGCAACAGAUGGCAAUGUCACCACAACAACAAAUGAUGAUGUCUUCUCAGCAAAAUCUGUUGCCCCCUCAAGAACCAAUAAUGAUGUCCCCUCAAAUGAUAUCACCUCAGCAGCAAGUCAUGUCACCGCAGCAGCAGAUGAUGUUACAACAAGAGCAGAGUAUGUCCCCCCAAAUGAUGUCAUCGCCAAUUAUGUCACCACAGCAACAAAUGAUGUUAACGCAGCAGCAGCCGAUGUUGCCACAACAACAGAUGAUGUCCCAGCAAAUGAUGUUGCCACAGCAGCAGACGAUGCCCCAGCAAAUGAUGUUGCCACAGCAGCAGAUGUCACAAGAGAUGAUGUUCCCACAACAGCAAAUGAUGUCACAGCCAGUCAUGUCACCACAAGAGCAAAUGAUGCCACAGCAAAUGAUGCUGCCACAACAACAGAUGAUUUCACCACAGGUAAUUCAAGCUGUGCUGUGUCAUUGA
This is a messenger RNA of Oreochromis aureus, 2784 nucleotides long. RefSeq names its product unconventional myosin-XV-like. The coding region runs from base 253 to 2784 and encodes 843 amino acids. NCBI's taxonomy places the organism in Eukaryota, Metazoa, Chordata, Actinopteri, Cichliformes, Cichlidae. The transcript has 3 exons. The record is from RefSeq and is a predicted model, not a curated record.